AUGAAAAAGGAUUUUCCAUACGGUCAAAGUGCCAUUGAACAAGAAGCAUCAUCAUCGUUGGAUAGAGGAAAGAAGAAGAAAGGUCCCCGCGCACAGCACAACACCGAUGUGUGUAACGAUGGCAAGAAACAACGUGAUACAUUAUGUAAAAGCGUUUGCUCUAAUAGAACAUCAGAAGGAAAUGUUAAUCGAAUUAUUACCUCGCAAAAGUACUAA
Molecule: messenger RNA, 216 nt
Organism: Clunio marinus
Lineage: Eukaryota; Metazoa; Arthropoda; Insecta; Diptera; Chironomidae
Source: the annotation of a GenBank genome assembly